CGCACGCCCCGAGCCGGCCGGCGGUCCAGCCAGCCACGACGCCGUCUUCUUCCUCUUCUUCGCCCCCGUAUCAUCCCGCGCGUUUCCCCGUUCCACCUGAUAUCACACGAUCGGUUCCGUCCGUUUCCUUUCCGGGCCGUGACCCGCCGCUACACGGAGGAAUUGUCGAAAAGUCGCGCGACGUCGGGCGAGCGAUCCCGCUGGAUUCCGGCAGUUUGCUUCCGGAAGGAAGGUCACCGCGCACGGUAACCCGGAGGACACUCGUCGUUGGCAUUUCGAGGCCAAAGCCCGGCGUUCUCCUACUGUGAGUUCCACCCGACGGAUGAUCGCGCUUCCCUGCGCUGCCGGAGGAUAUCGCCGAACCCGAGGUGCGACGCGAGUGUGUGCGCAUCGGAGUACAUAAAUGGAUAAGAUAAAUAUCGGUUUGGUGCGAUGACGUUAUUAACGCGACGGGGACGAUCGCGAACUGCUUGACGGCUCGCGCGGUGUGCGUGAAUGAACGACGUGCGCGUCGUCGGUGUGUGCUUUCUGUGCUUGCGAACGAGCGGCCGAGGAGCGGCCGAGAAUGCGUCGCUGUCGUUGAUAUCGAUUGACGACGAUGCGCUCGUAGGCGCGACACGACGAGCACAGAAGGUUUGUUCGGGGGUGCGUCGGCAGGAAGAGGGAUACAGUGAUAAGCGGGACUGCGUCGUUGGACAGAUUUCGCGCAGGCGGAAAGCGACCGGAAAUCGCGCGUCGCACCAAAUACUUCGCCGACAAGCACGCGACAACGCGAGAAAAGCGUGCAAAAUGUUAGCUCGCUACCUCAAACGGAAAGAGGGCAGGUCGGCUUACAGGCCAGGACGGCUGACACCGAGGGAUUAAAGAGCGUCGAAUGGACGUGGGCGAUUUGUCGAGCCCGGGAGGAUUGUCAGGGAGCGGAACCAUCUCGGGUGCGACGGGUGUUGGUAUCAUCGCCAACACGACAUCCGCCACCUCAGGGUGGUGGACGCCUACGUCGACGAUCACCUCGGCAGCGGCCAACACCGACGUGAUGAAUCAGCUCUGCAGGGUUUGCGGAGAGCCGGCCGCGGGUUUUCACUUCGGGGCCUUCACGUGCGAAGGCUGCAAGUCCUUCUUCGGGCGCACCUACAACAAUCUGGGCAGCAUUUCCGAGUGCAAAAACGGCGGGGUCUGCGUGAUCAACAAGAAGAACCGCACCGCCUGCAAGGCGUGCCGCUUGCGAAAGUGCCUGAUGGUGGGCAUGUCGAAGUCGGGCUCGCGCUACGGCCGCCGCUCCAACUGGUUCAAGAUACACUGCCUGCUGCAGGAGCAGUCGCAUCAGGCGCAGACACGCCUGAUCAAGGACCCGAAGACCGCGUACGAGAAGGCCUUCGGCUCGUUGGACGCGGCGAACAACAACAACAGCAGCAACAGCAACGCCGAGAACGCGAGCAACACGAGCGCGAGCAGCGUGGUCAGCAUCGUCACCACGGCGACCACCACGGCGAACAGUUACCAUCAUCAUCUGCACCACCACCAUCACCCGGACCGGUUGCCCAAGAGAGAGGACGGCGGCGCUCUCAGGCCGCAGGACAUCCCGAUGCCGCCGCGGACCAGCCAAGAGCCGAUCCUGAGGCCGGGCGACCUCGCGAGGGCUCCGCACGAGCUCCUCAGGCCGGAGGUCUCGAGGUUCCCCAUGUGGAGGGGCCCGCCGUUGUUCCACCCGGCGCUCACGCACAUGCAGCUGCUCAACACACCGUUUUUCCCGUUCCAGCAGCGCUUCAUCGUACCUUACGUCAACCAGGUGGGUCCGCCGCAGAUGGUGACCAGUCUGUCGAGCUCGUCCAGCGAGAGCGUGACCCCGCGCUCGACCCCGUCGCCCAAGAGGAGCGAAGAGAGCCGCGAGGUCGGCCGCGAGACGGUCGAGCGAGGAUGCCCGCGGGCAGCCUCGAUCGAGGUCACGUACGACAAGAGCCUGGCGUUCCUGCGAUCUCUCGGCCCGGAGCAAGAGGAACCGAUGGACCUCAGUAUGAAGGAAGGAGCGCGAACGGACGCGCAGGAGGCGGACGCCGGUAGCACGGAGGAGGAGGACAAGUCGAGCGACAGCGAGGACAACGAGCUCCUUCAAGACACCGGGCCACCGUUGGACCUCACUCGGAAGACAUGACCACGGAUACCCGAGGAAGGUGCUCGAUAGGAACUCGACCGAAUCUCGGACGUUCCGAAGAAAUCGUCGCCGAGUGACGGUGGCCCGUCGAAGAUGGCUCCCGAGCGUAGCGACGGAAGCCGAGGGCACCGGGAGCAGCGGUGAACGCUCGAAGGGAGAGAAAUAACGAAGGAGGGAAAGAGGAACGAAGGAGGUACAGUUACAUCGUAAUAACGCGCGCGCGAGAAUCACGCCGUGAAGUGUCAAAGGUGCGCCUCUCGGCGCAAGAAACGAGAGGACGAGCCAGGUGGGGGGGAAGGAGGAGUAGCCGAAUACGAUUACGUCCAAACGACACGAGGGAAAAGUGAGAGGAGGAAGAAGCUGAGAGCUACGCGGCUCGCUCGAUGUUGAGGAGGAGGAAGAAGAAGAAGAAGAAGAAGUGCCGCGCAUAGCCAGCCGGCAUAAACGGCUUUACGAUCGGCGACCGUCCCGAUCGAUGAAAAUUGCUCAAGCCGCUCGGUAUCAGCCGGACACACGGUCCCUUUGGCCCGGUCGUACCCUGGCAGGCAGGUGUACGCCGACCUGGGGGUUAUCGGGUCGCGAUAUGUAUGUCCUUUUCCUGUCGGGGCGACGUACGAUGGUGCCUUAUUUUAAGCGGUGCUCUCGCGAGCGUCGCGGCGGUUUUCACCGGCGCGACAGUUUAACGUUAAACGAUAUAUGUAACCGCAACCGUUCUCGAUGGCCAGUGAGUAGUGCUUCGCGCGUACCGUCGCGAAAAGAAAACACCGGUUCGGCGGUGUCCGCGCGCUUCGAUUCCGCGCUCGUUCGCCAGGAACUCGCUCGCCGCAGGCGAACUCGGUGAGGGUGACGCGCGGCCGGGAUAAAUUGUGAUUUCGCGAAUUUCCAGUACUCCUAGCGUAACUUAUAUUUUCCGAGGAUCCUUUUCGAAGGUGGGAACGCAAGCGGCGAGGACGCUCCGAAAAAUGCUCGCCGAUCGCGCCGAUCGUUCGCGGAUUCGCGAGAUCGCGAUUGCGCUCAAGUACAAAAAGAGAAGGGAGAGGAGAUGAUGCGGUAGUCAACACGAUCGGAUGAUAUCGCGCGCAUCGUUCGAGUGUCUCGAGUGUCCGAGAGAGAGAGAGAGAGAGAGAGAGUGAGUGAGUGAGGUGGAAUAAAAAAUUAUUGUAUACCUGAAUGUGACACCUUGAUCAUCGUUCAUUAAAUCCCUUCAUCGAUCUCCGAUCUCGCGCACAUCGGCACGGCCGCAUACGUCGACGAACGCGAGACGGUAUUCCAUUACUUUCGUCUCGCGCGCGUCUCUCACAUUCCUCAAGUGCGGCCGCGUAUUAUAAUAUCACAUAUGCGCGCGAGAGAGCGUAUGUGUGGACGCGUAUCAUCGUACCUCCGAUGUUAUUUAUCUAGCAAUAAAUUUGUCCGGCUUGAUAUACUACGCGAAACACGUUUUCCCGAUAGUUUCACGCCGAAGCGACGCGACG
Molecule: messenger RNA, 3621 nt
Organism: Dinoponera quadriceps
Lineage: Eukaryota; Metazoa; Arthropoda; Insecta; Hymenoptera; Formicidae
Exons: 4
Coding region: 875-2149 (424 amino acids)
Biological process (GO): regulation of DNA-templated transcription
Molecular function (GO): zinc ion binding; sequence-specific DNA binding; DNA-binding transcription factor activity
Source: RefSeq, a predicted model, not a curated record